Candida tropicalis MYA-3404 is the source of this 1161-nucleotide messenger RNA. RefSeq names its product Etr1p (gene ETR1). The record is from RefSeq and is a predicted model, not a curated record. The transcript has a single exon. Gene Ontology annotation, biological process: fatty acid metabolic process. Lineage: Eukaryota; Fungi; Ascomycota; Pichiomycetes; Serinales; Debaryomycetaceae. Bases 1 to 1161 code for a protein of 386 amino acids. Gene Ontology annotation, molecular function: trans-2-enoyl-CoA reductase (NADPH) activity. Gene Ontology annotation, cellular component: mitochondrion.
AUGUAUUCUGUAUUAAGACAAUCAAUUCGUCCAAAAUUACUUGCAAAUCAACACCAAUUCAGAACCAUGAUCACUGCACAGGCUGUUCUUUAUACUCAACACGGAGAACCUAAGGACGUUUUAUUUACCCAAAAAUUUGAAAUUGAUGACGAAAACUUAGCCCCAAACCAAGUUGUUGUGAAAACUUUAGCUUCCCCUGUUAAUCCGUCAGAUAUCAACCAAAUCCAAGGGGUAUAUCCAUCCAAACCAGAGAAAACAACCGCAUUCGGUACAUCUGAACCAGCAGCACCAUGCGGUAACGAGGGUUUGUUUGAAGUGCUCAAAGUUGGUAAGAACGUACAAUCCCUUCAAGCUGGUGAUUGGGUUAUUCCAUCUCAAGUUAAUUUUGGUACUUGGAGAACUCAUGCUUUAGGAAACGAAGACGAUUUUAUUCAAUUGCCAAACCCAGAGCAAUCCAAAGCCAACGGUAAAGCCAAUGGAUUGACUAUUAACCAAGGGGCAACAAUUUCCGUGAAUCCAAUGACAGCAUACCUUAUGUUGACUCACUAUGUCAAGUUGACCCCAGGUAAGGAUUGGUUUAUUCAGAAUGGUGGUACAUCUGCUGUUGGUAAAUAUGCUUCCCAAAUUGGUAAAUUAUUAAAUUUCAACUCCAUUUCCGUUAUCAGAGAUAGACCAAACCUUGAUGAGGUUAUUGCUUCACUUAAAGAAUUGGGAGCAACCCAAGUUAUCACUGAAGAACAAAACAAUUCCAAGGAGUUUGGACCAACAAUUAAAAAUUGGAUCAAAGAAUCUGGCGGAGAAGCCAAAUUGGCACUCAACUGUGUUGGUGGUAAGAGUUCUACCGGUAUUGCUAGAAAAUUAAACAACAAUGGGUUAAUGUUGACUUAUGGUGGGAUGUCAUUCCAACCAGUUACAAUUCCAACAUCUUUGCAUAUCUUUAAGAACUUCACCAGUGCUGGUUUUUGGGUUACUGAACUCUUAAAGAACAACAAGGAAUUGAAAACCCUGACUUUGAACCAAAUCAUUACUUGGUAUGAAGAAGGUAAGUUGACUGAUGCGAAAUCCAUCCAAACACAAUUUGACGGUUCCAAACAACUUCAUGAAUUAUACCAAGACGGUGUUGCCAACUCUAAAGAUGGUAAACAAUUGAUUACCUACUAG